This is a messenger RNA of Mytilus californianus (California mussel), 1975 nucleotides long. Its product is annotated as carbohydrate sulfotransferase 1-like. Lineage: Eukaryota; Metazoa; Mollusca; Bivalvia; Mytilida; Mytilidae. The record is from RefSeq and is a predicted model, not a curated record. The transcript has 6 exons. Gene Ontology annotation, molecular function: N-acetylglucosamine 6-O-sulfotransferase activity. Gene Ontology annotation, biological process: N-acetylglucosamine metabolic process; sulfur compound metabolic process. Bases 318 to 1463 code for a protein of 381 amino acids.
ACCAGUAUUUGUGAUAAAUUGUUUAUAUAUUAACUGGCUUAAAUACAUCUGUUGCUACCAAGCGCAAUAAAGUUAAAUACUGUGUAAAAACUAAGUUCAAUUAAUCUGUCAAUAUAAAGUUGACUGCAGGAUGAAAAAGAUGAAAACUUGAUUUAUGUACAAACUAUUUAGGAACUAUUCACCAACUAGAGCUGAUAUUGCAUAAGUCAUCUAGAUAUUAUUGAAGAAGAUAUUAGAUAAAUGUGUCAUCCGGGUUCUUAACUAAAACUAGAAAUGAGAGGAAAUAAAAAUGAAUAAAUAUCUAAAAGAACGGAAUAAUGAGAAGGACAAAGAGUGUUAUAGUCCUGGGAAUGAUAGCUUGUCUACUGGUGUUUAAAUCUUACUUUGAUAACGCAGUUUGGUUCAUGACAGACCAAUCUAAUAAGAAGGAGACUAUACGGUUAGAAGAGUCAUCAGAAACUGACAAUCAUUUACAUCCAACACCAAUUGUUAUAUUAACCUAUAUGAGAAGUGGUUCAUCUCUUGUCGGAGAUAUAUUACAACAGAGUAAAGAUGUAUUUUAUUUGUUUGAACCACUCAGACUUCCACAGUUUAAACUAAGGAAGCAGCAGCCCUAUUAUAGCCUUGACGGAAAUGAAAGGUUAUAUAAUAGUUUCCUUGAUGCCGGAAGAGAUAUUAUAAGAAACUGGACAACAUGCAGUUUAUUUGGUCUUCCGUACGUUACCUGGAGCGAUGGAUUUCUUUCUAAAAGCAAAAAAGCAAAACUAUAUGGUGCUUGCAAAAUUUUUGAAUCAAACAUGCUACCUGAAAACGAAACGAUAUAUAGUUGUGUUAACAUGUUAAAACAAGUAUGCAUACAGACAAAAUACGUGGUGCUGAAAAUAAUUCGUCUUCCAGUCGAUCAGUUGGAACCAUUGAUGAAGGAAUUCCCGUCUAUGAAAAUUAUUCAUCUAAUUAGGGACCCACGGGCAACAGUUUUAUCCCAAAUGAAAUUUGGAGUGAUAACAUUAAAAUCGUUUGUGACAAAUGUUAUAGAUUUUUGUUCUAGAAUAUACAGGGAUCUCGUAACUAUUGAUAUAUUAUCAAAUAAGUAUCCGGAAAGAGUUUUUACAUUUUUCUAUGAAGAUCUUGCUAAAAAUCCUUUAGAAAUGUCAAAAGAAUUGUACAAAUUCACAGGUAUAAGUUACACACCGGAAGUGGAAAAGUAUGUUUUCAAUAUUACAAUGUCUGGAAAAUCCGGGAAUUGUGGGAAUUUAUGUACAGUAAAAUCUAAUUCCUCAAAACAAGCAGAUGCAUGGCGGUCAAAGAUUGAUAUGCCAAAAGCUCGAAUUAUUGAUCGGUCAUGUAGGCCUGUGUACCAACGGUUAGGAUUCAGGGAAAUAAAAAGUGAGGAAAUGUUAAAAAAUCAUGAAAUCCCGUUGAGAGUAGGACGUGAAAAUAUAAACGACUAUCGGUAUGCAUAAUCAAUUGUACUGGGAUGUAAUUUCUGUGUAGAAAACAAUAGUGCAUUUACCAUUUUGCUGUGUAAGGGAUUUUAUUUUAUUAUGUUAUUCGGUUUGUAUCAUGUCAUGUCAAGUUUUGGUUUUGUCUAGUAGUCGUGGUAGUAGUAUAUAUGCGCUUUUUACUUGGUAAUUCAAGUUUUUCGUUAAAAAUCAAAAUGCAAUUCCCAAAAUUUCUCGAAAUUGAUAAGAACGUAUCAUCCCGCAGUGUUAUUUAAAAUAGAUCUCUUUACCAUCUUUAACUAGUAUUCCUUUCAGUUUAAUGAAACUAACUCCUAAUUUUAAAGAUGUGAAUUUAGCUCAGAAUCACAAGUAAUAUAAAAAACCUAUGUGUUUGAAUUAGGGAAAAGACAUUGACUUUAAAAGUUUAUUCAUUUUUCUCCUACUCUAAGGAUAGAGCAUUUAUCAUUAUUAUGUUGUUGAAUUUUUCAGGUAGGUCAGUGGGAUAUAAAAAAAAAUGUUUUGUAUUUGAUUUA